This is a messenger RNA of Oncorhynchus gorbuscha (pink salmon), 3221 nucleotides long. RefSeq names its product interferon alpha/beta receptor 1a-like. The transcript has 8 exons. NCBI's taxonomy places the organism in Eukaryota, Metazoa, Chordata, Actinopteri, Salmoniformes, Salmonidae. The coding region runs from base 150 to 1325 and encodes 391 amino acids. Gene Ontology annotation, molecular function: protein binding; interferon receptor activity. The record is from RefSeq and is a predicted model, not a curated record.
GUUUAUCCGGUGAUGUUCCAUUGAACCGGGACCAAAUCAACUGGCCACAGCAACUAAAGCUGGGAGUGGGGAAAUGAACGAUCUGUGAAGGUAGUUUUUUUGGGGGAAAACGUACCGUUGGAUUACUUGUUAAAUAAUCAUUAUUCAUCAUGAAGGUGGGCUUUGCACUCGUUCUCCUCUGGUCUCUCCCAAUAACCAAUGUGCUUGCAGAGCUGCCUAAACCUCAGAACCUGACUCUGCUCACCCUGAACACACAGUAUGUACUGACGUGGGACUGGGACCAGACGACCACAGGCAACUCUGUUACCUUCACUGUAGAGUACAUGGCGAAGUACAAGAUGAAGAUGAAGAAGAACUGGAGCCGUGUGUGUGAAAGGACCACACGCACCCGCUGUGACCUCACAGGUUCUGAUCUGCACUACCUGGGCAUGUACGUGCUCCGAGUCCGAGCCAGCGCAGGCGGAGUCAACUCUGACUGGGUCAACAAAGACUUCUGCCCUGAUAAAAAUGCUUCGUUGGGCCCACCGUCCAGGGUGGAGAUGGCUCCUGUGGGGAACCUGCUGGACGUGACCAUCUCUGACCCCAUGACCAGCACCCAGCACUCCAUGAAGGAACACGUCCUCUACCUGUACUACCGCAUCCUGUACUGGAGUCGCUCUGAUGACCCUCAGGGUCUGAAGCCUAAAGUGUUGGACUCUAGCAACAACCUGGUGACGCUGCCUGAGCUGGAGGCCUGGACGUGGUACUGUAUCAUGAUCCAGUCUCGCUACGACUACUACAACAAGACUAGCAGCUACACAGAACCCCAGUGCAUGCAGACGGAGGGUGACACCCCGUACUGGCAGAUCUUCCUGUACUUCCUGGUCUCCAUGAUGGUGUGUUUCCUGCUCGUGUUGCUUCCCUCCUACGCCUUCUUCAGGUUCUACAGAGUCCUCAAAAACACCUUUUACCCCUCUAUCCAGCUGCCUGCACACAUCCAGGAGUACCUCUGUGACUCCUCCCCCGGCUCCGACAUGCCCAGUCUUCUCGCUGCUGUUUCAGAGGCGGAGCUGUGCUGUGGUAAGCUGACCAUCUGUUCUGAGGUGGUGCUACUGGAGAUACACGUCCCUCCUCCCCUCUCAGCGCCCCCCUCAGAGCUGGAGCAGGACAGCGGCAGGCACAUCCGCCAGGACAGUGGAAACUCUGGGAUCUGCUCCACAGAGGGAGGCUCCACCCAGCAGGGUUGUAGUUGUGGGGAUCAGGACAGACCAGGAAGUGGAUUCCUGGCAGAGACUGGCGCAGGCCAGGAUGGAGGAGAUGGGUUUUAUGCCCAGCAGGAGAAUUAGAGGGAGGUGGCACACACGAGAUUCAACCAGGAGACUGGAUCUGGAUCCAAUCAUUGAAGAAAAAAACUGGAAGCAGCCUCGGUGGGAGGGACCAUUCCAAGUACUACUGGUGACUGCCUUCGCGGUGAGAAUAGCCGAAAGAGCUACCUGGGUACAUGUCACACAUUGUAAGGGGGUGAGUCAUACUGGCACUGUCGAUCGGUCACAGGGGAAGGAGAGGAACCGUGACCCAUAUGGAACGGGGGUCAAACUCCUUCUGAAGAUUCCCUAUACCUGACCUUUCCCCAGCUGUGAGCGUUCAUAGAAGUGAAGUGAUGGCUUGGCCUCUGGCUGUUGAUAUGUUCUCGGGGAGAGGGUGGGGCUUCACGUGUGCACUGACCGUCCUGAGCUGUUUUAUUGUGGGGGCCAUAUUCCUGAUUCACCAUGAUCCCCGGAAAGUGCCAAAGAGGAUAAUUUGACUCAUGUGCUAGAUGAGGGAAAUGGGAUGUUACCUAAGAUUCUCUGAAGGUCACUGAAACAAAAUAGUAAGGAAGUGAGGGUGGAAUUGGGCAAGGAUCUCUCAGUAGAAUUUUGUGUAGAUCAAUUGGGGUCAUUCACCCCUUGGCAGUCUAGAACCAUGGGACUCUAUGGGAAGUAUUUGUGUAAAUCACCGUGUAAGUCGUGGAGCCAGGUCAUAGCUCACACUGAAAGGGAUGGCUAUGUAAACCCAUACACUCAAUUUGGGACCAGGUAAAGUAUAGUAAGGGAAUGGCAUGUAUGGUAAAGCUGUUCAUGAAAGCAGGAAUGCCAAGUAAUGAUAGCUGUAUUGAUUUACACUAUUUAUAUCCCCAGGUUCCAUUUAAAUCAAGACUUCCUCCCUUUAUCGUGACGAGAGGAGAAUAUUACUGUUUUGACAGAUACAGUACACACGGGAAAUACGUGGGGGAAGUUGGUACCUGCAAUAAGACAGAGAAUAUUACCACUGACGAGACCAUGUCUGAUUUGACAGGCUGGUUGAACUCUGGAGAUUUCAAAAUGUUGAAGGUGGCCAGGGCUGACAUCUGGUGGUUGUGCGGGGGAAUUAAUUUGUGGUCGGUAUUACCGACUGAUUGGACUGGGCUAUGCGCUCUAGUACAUUUAGGAAUGCCUUUUACACUCAUACAACACCAAGACGUGAAGUUAGCCAAAACGAGAGAGAUGCUCCAUCUGGGUCUUUUGACGACAGUAUAUAUUGAUAACAUUGGGAUUCCACGAGGUGUGUAAUUAUAGUUAUGGUAAUCAACAGCGCUUUAGCAGGAAUACCAAAGGUGUUGUUAAAGGUUUUGUAGAACAGACUGAAGCAACCAGCUGGAAGACCUGACAGAAUAGAAUUGCAUUAGAUAAAAGGAGGAAGUGGGCGUGAUAAUCAGGACCAUGUCUUACAUCCCAGGUAGCACGGCUCCGGACGAAUCAGUGCCCGAAGUCUCAGCUGGUUUGACCACCCUGGCUCACGGGUUGGCAGAAACUCUGGGGUGGAUACUUCUCUGAACUAAAUUGGGUAGACAGUAUUUAUGGAAAAAUGUGGUGUUUUGGGCUGUAUCAACCUGUAUGACUGUAUUAAUUUUAUGCGGCUGUUGUCUAAUUCCCUGUGUGCGAGGCCUUGUUUCCAGGACUCUGGAAAGAUCAAUGACCCAACGGAUGGUGCGUUAUGGGCCGAUUCCAGAUUCUGACCUGUGUAGGACUGGAGGCAUGUCUACAGAGGAAGUGGACGAAUCCGGAUCUGUCAUUUGUGGGGAAUUUAUGUUUGAUGAGAAUAGUGUUGACAUGAAGGGGAAUUAGAUUGUAAUUUGUUUCAAUGAUUAAACUGUUUUUUUGAUGAAGAUUGUAAAAAGAAAAACAAAAAAGAAUCCUGGAAGGAAGAGUUAUGAUUCUGAUGUA